AUGGACCCUCUAGCGAUAAAUAUUUCCAUGAUGACAACAGCCCAAUCCGAGAUUGCGGCCGAUCUGGAUGCUUUUGACCAAGCAACGUGGUUUACUUCUGCAUAUCUGAUCGCUGCAUCCAGCGUCACCCCAUUGACUGGGCGGCUUGCAGAGAUAUUUACACCCCGGCUCUAUGUCAUCUUUGCGAGCACUACUCUGGCCAUUGGCUUGUUCAUUACCGCUGCAGCACCCACCCUGACCGUCUUCCUCUUGGGCCGCGCAGUUGCGGGUAUUGGGAGCGGCGGAUUGAUGAGCAUUGCCAUCAUUCUGGCCGUAGAUCUCGCCUCUCCGAAACGCCGAGGGCUCUGCAUUGGCAUGAUCAAUGCCGGAUACACCACGGGUCUUGCUUCUGGUGCGGUUCUGGCAGGGUUGAUGACUUCUUCCUUGGGUUGGCGUCUCAUAUUCUGGGUUCAAGCACCGGCCGCAUUAUUACUGGGCCCGUUACUGUUCCUGGCAAUUCCAGCUUCUUCAGGUGGUCGUGCGCCAUUGAAUACGCGGUCGCUUCUACGUAGUCUGGCUCGAGUGGACUAUGCAGGCGCUUUAGCAUUGUCACUUUCCGUCGUUCUGCUCCUCUCAAGUCUGGCAUCUCCCGAGAUUCUCAUAUGGCCUCUUCCGCUCUCUGUGGUGUGCUUCGUGGUAUUCAUCUUAGUUGAAUCGCGGUGGACGGCAGAGCCUGUCAUUCCAGUCCGGUUACUGCGAUCGAGAAGUGUCCUAAUGACCUGCCUUGCAGGACUUGGACUGAUGAUGGCUCGCUGGGCUGUCUUAUUCUAUACACCUGUUUAUGCUAUGGCUGUCCGGGGCUGGUCUCCCGCAUCCGCUGGUCUUAUUCUGGUGCCAACCAACGCUGGGUUUGGAACUGGCGGACUGCUUGUUGGAUGGUUACAUAUUCGCAAAUCGACUAGCUACUAUGCCUCAUGCCUAAUAAUAUUCGUUCUAUUCGCCGUGGCAACAUCAGCACUUUCUGUUCUCUCAACACCAGAUUCUCCUACCUGGUUGUAUGUUACGACCACGUUCUUUAACGGGCUGUUCGCCGGGUCCUUAAUGAACUAUACUCUGUCGCAUAUACUGCACCUCACAAGUCCCCAUGUGCAUUACAUCGUUAGCUCAUUGAUUGCUAUGUCUCGAGGGUUCGCCGGUAGCUUUGGAUCAGCCGUGGGAGGUGGGUUCUUCACCCGAAUUCUCAAAACCUCGCUGGAGGAUGGUUUUGCCCAGCAUGAUCUGCCCUCACGGCCAGACUUGAUUCGGACUUUGCUCGGCAGUCCUGCCACAGUCAUGCGGUUGACUGGUGCAGAGCGGUUAGUUGCCAUUCAAAGCUACGAACAUGCGAUUCGUAUGCUUUUCUUGGGGGGCAGCUUGGUGGCAUUGACGGCUACUGCAUUCCAGGCGGCCACUGGGUGGACCUCGGAAGUUGAUAAAAAAGGCGAUCCCGAACGGGACGUUUAA
This is a messenger RNA of Penicillium cataractarum, 1482 nucleotides long. RefSeq names its product putative MFS multidrug transporter. Gene Ontology annotation, cellular component: fungal-type vacuole membrane. The record is from RefSeq and is a predicted model, not a curated record. Bases 1 to 1482 code for a protein of 493 amino acids. Gene Ontology annotation, biological process: basic amino acid transport; transmembrane transport. The transcript has 5 exons. Gene Ontology annotation, molecular function: basic amino acid transmembrane transporter activity. NCBI's taxonomy places the organism in Eukaryota, Fungi, Ascomycota, Eurotiomycetes, Eurotiales, Aspergillaceae.